Molecule: messenger RNA, 334 nt
Organism: Manihot esculenta (cassava)
Lineage: Eukaryota; Viridiplantae; Streptophyta; Magnoliopsida; Malpighiales; Euphorbiaceae
Product: proteinase inhibitor PSI-1.2
Exons: 2
Coding region: 95-334 (79 amino acids)
Molecular function (GO): serine-type endopeptidase inhibitor activity
Source: RefSeq, a predicted model, not a curated record
ACAGUUGACUUUGACUAGUGAAGCAAAUGGGCAUACAACACAAUAAAUACAAACAUGAAUAAACUCUUUCCUAAUUCAAGGCGUUUAUCAGAGAAUGGGUGGUGUCAGAGCUGCUCUCAUGCUUCUCUUUUUCUAUGGGAGUAUUUCAAUAGGGAUGAGUCCUGGGAGGGCCAUAGCUUGUCCUCUUUAUUGCUUGGAUGUAGAUUACAUGACUUGCCCUUCUUCUGGGGAAGAGAAGCUUAGCCCUUCCUGCAACUGCUGCUUGGCUCCCAAGAAUUGCACUCUUCACCUUUCUGAUGGUUCCUCUCUUUAUUGCAAGCCUCAUGAAUUCUAA